Miniopterus natalensis is the source of this 3861-nucleotide messenger RNA. RefSeq names its product signal transducer and activator of transcription 2 (gene STAT2). Gene Ontology annotation, biological process: signal transduction; regulation of DNA-templated transcription. Gene Ontology annotation, molecular function: DNA-binding transcription factor activity; DNA binding. NCBI's taxonomy places the organism in Eukaryota, Metazoa, Chordata, Mammalia, Chiroptera, Miniopteridae. The record is from RefSeq and is a predicted model, not a curated record.
GCGGGAGGCGUCGUUGCCCCAGCUCCCUCUGGGGAAAGGAAGCCUCGACCGGAGCCUCUGGAGAGAGAGGGGGCUGAGACCCUAAACAGCCUCCGAGAUCCGGAACUUGACGUUGUUGCAUUGGUUUAUAGUGCCUUAGCCAACGCUUUUACCUUCUGGCCUGUGAUCAUUUUGAUCCUCACUCCCCCACACCCCCCAAAAAAUCAAUAUCUAAGGUUGGAAACCUGAAUCCUUCAAACUCAGAUCCCAAAUGGCACAGUGGGAGAUGCUGCAGAACCUCGACAGCCCAUUUCAGGAUCAGCUGCACCAGCUCUAUACAAAUAGCCUCCUGCCAAUGGACGUCCGACAGUACUUGGCUGACUGGAUUGAAGACCAGAACUGGCAGGAAGCUGCAUUGGGCAAUGAUAGUUCCCAGGCUAACAUGCUCUUCUUCCACUUCUUGGACCAACUAAACUAUCAAUGUUCCCGCUGCAGCCAGGACCCUGAGAGUUUAUUAUUACAGCAUAAUUUGCGAAAAUUCUAUCGGGACAUUCAGGCCUUUCCCCAGGGCCCUAUCCAAUUGGCUGAGAUGAUCUUUAAUCUCCUUCUGGAAGAAAAAAGAAUUCUGAUCCAGGCUCAGAGGGCUCAAGUGGAGCAAGAAGAGCCAGCCACUGAAGCACCUGUACAGAGCCAGCAGCAUGAGAUUGAAUCCCGGAUCCUGGAAUUAAGGGCUAUGAUGGAGAAGCUGGUGAAAUCCAUCAGCCAACUGAAAGACCAGCAGGAUGUCUUCUGCUUCCGAUAUAAGACUCAGGCCCCAGUAAGGACACCUUUGGACCCUCGUCAGACCAGACAGCAGCAGCUUCUGCAGGAAACUCUCAAUGAACUGGACAAAAAGAGAAAGGAGGUGCUGGAUUCCUCCAGAGCACUGCUAGGCCGAUUAACUACCCUAGUUGAGCUACUGCUGCCCAAAUUGGAGGAGUGGAAAGCCCAGCAGCAGAAAGCCUGCAUUGGAGCGCCCCAGGAUGGAGGGUUGGGACUUCUCCAGCUAGAGAAGUGGUUCACAGAUGGAGCAAAGCUAUUGUUUCAUCUGCGGCAGCUACUGAAGGAACUGAAAGAACUGAGUAACCUGGUUAGCUAUGAGAAUGACCCUCUGACCAAAGGAGUGGAUCUGCAGAAGGCCCAGGUUACAGAAUUGCUACAGCGUCUGCUCCACAGAGCCUUUGUGAUAGAAACCCAGCCCUAUAUGCCUCAAACUCCUCAUCGACCCCUCAUCCUUAGGACUGGGAGCAAGUUCACUGUCCGAACAAGGCUUCUGGUAAGACUCCAGGAAGGCAGUGAGUUACUGACUGCCGAAGUCUUUAUUGACAGGAAUCCUCCUCAAUCACAAGGCUUCCGGAAAUUCAACAUUCUGACUUCAAACCAGAAAACUUUGACCCCUGAGAAAGGGCAGAGUCAAGGCUUAAUUUGGGACUUUGGUUACCUGACUCUGUUGGAACAACGUUCAGGUGGUUCAGGAAAGGGCAGCAAUAAGGGUCUGCUGGGUGUGACAGAGGAACUGCACAUUAUCAGCUUCACGGUCAAAUACACCUACCAGGGUCUGAAGCAGGAGCUGCAAACGGACACCCUCCCUGUGGUGAUUAUUUCUAAUGUGAAUCAACUCUCAAUUGCCUGGGCCUCAAUUCUCUGGUUCAAUCUGCUCAGCUCAAACCCUCAGAAUCAGCAGUUCUUCUCCAGCCCCCCCAAGGCCCCCUGGAACUUACUGGGCCCUGCUCUCAGUUGGCAGUUCUCCUCCUACGUUGACCGAGGCCUCGACCAGGACCAGCUGAGCAUGCUCAAGGACAAGCUCUUUGGGCAGAACUCUGGGAAUGAGAAUCCAUCAUUGUCGUGGGCUGACUUCACUAAGAGAGAGAGCCCGCCUGGAAAGCUACCAUUCUGGACAUGGCUAGACAAAAUUCUGGACCUAGUACAUGACCACUUGAAGGAUCUCUGGAAGGAUGGACGCAUCAUGGGCUUUGUGAGCCGGAGCCAGGAGCGCAAGUUGCUGAAGAAGACCAUCUCUGGUACCUUUCUACUGCGCUUCAGUGAAACAUCGGAAGGUGGCAUUACCUGCUCCUGGGUGGAACACCAGGAUGAUGAUAAGGUGCUCAUCUACUCUGUGAAGCCCUUCACCAAGGACGUGCUUCAGUCACUACCACUGACCAAAAUCAUCCGCCACUACCAGCUGCUCACUGAGGAGAACAUACCCGAGAACCCACUAUGCUUCCUCUACCCCCGAAUCCCCCGGGAUGAAGCUUUUGGGUGUUACUACGAGGACAAAGUUAAUCUUGAGGAACGAAGAAAAUACCUGAAACAUAAGCUCAUUGUGGUCUCUAACAGACAGACGGAUGAGCUGCAACAACCGCUGGAGCCUAAUCUGGAGCUAGAAGAGGAUCCAUCAGAGCUGCCACCAGGACCAGAGCCAGGGCUAGGCCUGGGUUUAGAGCCACUGCUAAAGACAGGGUUGGAUCUAGGGCCACCACUGGAGCCCACGCUGGAGCCCACGCUGGAGCCCACAUUCAGCAUGGUAUCACUAAUAGUGCCAGAGCCAAACCUGGGACUGGAACUGGAGCUGGAGCCUGUUCUAGAGCCUCUUUCACAGUCAGUGCCAGAACCAGAGCCAGAUUUGCCCCAUGAUCUGAGACACUUGAACACUGAGGAAAUGGAAAUCUUCAGAAACAGUAUGAAGAUUGAAGAAAUCAUGCCAAAUGGAGACCCACUAUUAGCUGGCCAGAACACCGAGGAUGAGGCUUGCUUCUUCCAUUCCAGCCAUUUCAUCACAGAUGCGUCUUUGAUUCCUUCUGACUACUAGGAACUACGUUUCCUCUGUUCUUCCCAUAUCUUUUACCCCUACUAAUCCCCACGUUGUGAUGUUGCUCUCCAAGGAUGGGGAAUCAGGCAUGUGCCCCUUCUAACCUGGGUUAUCCCUGUGAUUUGGAAUGAAAGGAUCAAGCAUAAUAAAGGUAAGGAGGGGCACCAGUGAAUCAGAACAGAUGUUGGCCAUAGCUCUAACUAGGAUCCUGGAGGCUUCCUGCUGUGUUGGGAGGUGCAGCAGUUUUAGGAACAGGCCAGGACAGUUAGAGUAUACUUGGAGGGCCCGGGGAAGUCGCUUCUUUCCAGUAUGGAAGGAUUUCAACAUUUUGAUAGCUGGUAAGACUAACUUGGUGCCCACUAGCAUUGGCUCUCAGUGGGGUACUGACACAUGAUAGGAUUCCAUUUCUCCUGCAUAUCUAGGACAACCUUUUCCUUUCUUCCUCCUCUCACUCCUGAUUCAAGUCAUAAAGUUCCUCUUUUCCCACCAGGACUGAGAGCUUUCUGCCUCGGCUACCAUAUGAGGCUUCCCUCUGAGGAAGAGAGUAGGAUAGGAGGUAGACCUCCUCUUCUUACCAGUAUCCUCCCCUGCACUGCCCCCCCCAAGCUGGCCACACCCAUUCCUCCCCUGAAAAACAUUCUUCCAGCCUAAUGUGCCUGUGAAGCUUUGCACAAUAACGUACCCUGUCUAGUCUCCACUUUCCCAAUGCUUAGGAGACCAGGGAUGUAUACUAGCUGGGAAUUUAGGAAUUGCUUUUUAUAGUAUAGAUAGAAUGGUAUUUUUACAGAGGAAAAGACGCCCUGGGUCUUAGAUAUUUCUCUAUUAAGAUAUCAUCCCUUUCUUUUGUACAAUAUAUUGUUUACCUGAAAAGAUGGUUUCUAUUCUUUGGGCACGGACCUGCACAAAGAUCAAGUUCCUAACUUAGAACCUUGAAGGUUUAUCAUGGAGCUCUGGACAACCUCCCACCUUAGCCAUUCCCAGGGAACCCCAGGACAACUGCUAUUGCUCUAAGGUGUGCUACUAGUAAAACUUGA